GUCAGACGGUGUGUUCAGGUGGCCCAGGACGUCCCUGCUAUAAAAUUGCAUAUUUCCACGACAUGUCGAGUCGUGUUGCGUUCAGGGAGGCGUGUCGCGUCUGUGAGAUGGAUGGAGGGUCGCUGCUCAGCAUCGAGAGUCCGGCCGAGCAGACGGACAUCGAGAACCUGCUGCAGGAGCUGCGUUCAGGAGCGGUGGGUGGGGCAGGAGGAGGCGCAGGAGGAGGGAUAGCGGACGGUGAUUUCUGGAUCGGUCUGACUCGGGUCGACGGAGUGGAUCAGUCUCGUCCUGAACUCAGCAACACUUUCACUUCCUGUCCACAGCUCUACCACUGGACUGACGGAAGCCCCGCCUCCUUCAGGAAGUGGUAUUUUGACGAGCCGUCCUGUGGAGGAGAGGCCUGCGUCGUCAUGUACCAUCAACCAACAGCACUUCCUGGUCUGGGCGGGGCUUAUCUCUACCAAUGGAACGACGACCGCUGCAACAUGAAACACAACUUCAUCUGCAAAUACCAACCAGGUACCAUUAGCCAAUCAGCCCUAGUCUUUGAUAAACAAACAGAGACGACGGCAGGUGGAGGUGAGGUCAAACAGUCUGCAGGAAGUGAGGGGGGUCACCCUCAGGUCAUCACGGCCGGAACUUCAGGCAUGCUACUGGUCUACGUGAUCAUUCCCACAAUCCCCCUGCUGCUGCUCAUCCUGGUGGCUUCAGGGACAUGUUGUUUUCAGAUGCUCAGUAGAAGUACUCCCCGCACAAAGACUGCCGCCGACCAAUCAAACCUGUGGAUCUCCAGGACACCCAAACUUGAUAGCAUGGAGGUCUGA
Seriola dumerili (greater amberjack) is the source of this 824-nucleotide messenger RNA. It is a transcript of the gene chodl, whose product is annotated as chondrolectin. The record is from RefSeq and is a predicted model, not a curated record. The coding region runs from base 63 to 824 and encodes 253 amino acids. NCBI's taxonomy places the organism in Eukaryota, Metazoa, Chordata, Actinopteri, Carangiformes, Carangidae. The transcript is spliced from 6 exons. Gene Ontology annotation, cellular component: cytoplasm. Gene Ontology annotation, biological process: positive regulation of axonogenesis.